This is a messenger RNA of Acyrthosiphon pisum (pea aphid), 945 nucleotides long. RefSeq names its product transmembrane protein 234 homolog. Lineage: Eukaryota; Metazoa; Arthropoda; Insecta; Hemiptera; Aphididae. The coding region runs from base 340 to 714 and encodes 124 amino acids. The record is from RefSeq and is a predicted model, not a curated record. The transcript is spliced from 5 exons.
AGUUUUGUACCCCUGGUAUCAUGGUUGUAGAUAUCUUAAACCAUAGAACAAUACUUAAACCGUGGUUGGUAUCAGUAGUUUGGCGAUAACUGGUGAUAACCGCCGAUAAUACUAUUUAUCGGUGAGUGGUGACUGAUAAGGAGAAAAAUCACAAUUUAAAAUUCGGAAAACACAAAUUACUUUUAUGAGUUGUAAGAGGAACCGAGUAAGAACCGAGUACUAGACUACCAGAGAUCGCUGAGACGGUCUUCGCCUCAGAUACACGAAGAGAUUCUACGGAACGACCAUCGACACUGAAACCCUCAUCCCAACGGGACCGUGAUUAAUCGUUACCGAGCGAUGGAAGACUCAAUAUUUCAACUAUUUAUUGUCGGCAUUUUAUGGGGCAGCUCAAAUCCAUUUCUGAAAGCUGCAACUAAUAAAGUAAAAAGAAAUAAGAUAUUUAAUAUAAUUUCAGAAGUCAUUGAUCAUUUAACCAAUUGGCACUAUUUGAUACCAUUUCUUAUCAACCAAUCUGGGUCUCUAUUGUUCUAUUUCACUCUAAAAUAUUCAGACAUAUCGUUGGCUGUUCCUAUUGCAAACGGAGUUUCAUUUGUGUGUACAUCAAUUGUAGGCACAUUGAUUGGAGAAGAGAAGCCAAAAUUGCGAACAAUCGUUGGAAUACUAUUUUUACUAUUUGGUAUUUUUUGUUUAAUUAUAGAUAAGAAAAUAUAAACAACUAUUUACUAUUUAUUGUGAUCUAUUUAUUAUUUUUAUCAUGGGAAAAUUUGGUGGAUGGUACACAUGGGUAUAUUACAUUAUGCUUUUACAAUUGUUUUUUAUUCAGACAAAUAAAAUAGGUACAACAAAUAAGUAUUUUUUUAAAAAAUAAAAAAAAACAAAUAAAUGUGACUAGGUGUACAACAUUGAAUAUAGGAGUAUAUAAUAUUAUAAAUUAUAUUAUAU